GAAAGUGGAGAGCAGGAGGGGAAAAAGCAUCCAAAGAAGCAGGGCUGGAGGAAAGAGGGGGACUUGCUGGGUGACGAGGCUCCAGCAGCUCCUGCCAGUGGUGCUGGAGCAGUGGGUGAUGCUGGAGGAGCACACAGAGCCCUGCGGGGCUGCACCUCUGCCCACAGCAAAGCUGGGGGCACAGCAUGAGGAUGUCAGCGAGGCAGAGCCAGUACCUCCUAUGUGUUUGUUGUGUCCCACCUCAAUUCAGAUAAUGCAGGUGCCAGCAUCCCAGUUCGGGAAGUUUUAGCACAUCCUAUAGAGGAGAAAUGACAGGAACUCCAGCAAAGUCUCUUUCCAACUUGGAGCUGAAAACUAACACGUCAAAUGCCUCUACGAUAUUAUUUUCAUGAAAUGAUUGUAAAUCAUUGCUGCUCUCUGCUUCAUCCACUUCACCUACAAAGAGUUGUGAUUAUUUUAAAACCAGGGAUUAAACUUCAGGCCAGUUCAUCCCCUGGCUGGAGCCGGGGCAGUUUUAUAGGUGCGAGGACGGGCUCGGACAUCUCCAGCAGAAACCUCAUGCAUGUAGCCUUGCUGGGAAAUGGCACAUGAGCUCCCAGAGCCCGGCUGGAUGCGUGGUGUGGUGGUGUUAGGAGACCGGGAGAGGAGUGAUUUUGUUGUUUGAGAGGUAUCUGUGACAGAAGUGCUUUGCCCGUGUAAUAUAUUCCUGUCCCGGUGAAGCCUUUCUGAUGUAGAUGUGGCUUCAGCCUGUAGGAUGGAUGCAGUAACCCUUUGAAACACAGAAUUGCAAAUUGAUCUCCGGGUCGGUGAAAGCCAGCUACUGGCCAGCAGGCUGCCACAGUGCAUGUGCAGAAACGAAUGGCCACAAGCUCUCCUCUGUUUUUCCUCUCUUCUUGUACCUGUGAUGAACUCGGUCCCGGAAAGCGCUCACAGAUGUGCGUAGCUCAAAGCGAUCAGCCCAAAGUCCAUGCGAUUACUCCCCUUCAUAAAAUGACGUUUUUCCUGCCUGGCCACCACAGAAGUUCUCCCAUCAGAGUUUCGUCCUGCAGCACACCUCUGCUGUAGGUGUCUGGGAGGAGGGCGCUCCUUCAGCUGCUUUCUCUGCAGGUAUCUGAAGUUCUGCUCGCCUUCAGAUGUAGAAGUACUGAAUUCCCAGGAUGUAAGAAACACAGUGCUACUCCUCCAGUGCUGCUGCUGUGUUGGAUGAGGCUGAUGCAAGGGAUGCUCCCCGUGUCGGACAAAUAGUGUUGGCCACACAUCCUUACCCACCCUAGGAGUAAACAUGCUGCUGAUUAGAGGAGAUAAUUUUGACAUGGUGCGUGACUAAUCUCUGGAACUCGCUGCCCCUGAAAGCCAUCGAUGGAGGGUGUUGGGAAGAGGCUUAACCCCCGUGCAGGUGUCAUGCAGCUGAUGGGUCUGCUGUCGGAGGUGAUGGUCACAGCCAGGGCUGAAAUCCUUGAUUAAACAAAACAGUCAAGUAAUCUGGGAAGGUUGGAGCCAUUUGCAAGAUCUUUUGAGUUUAUUGCUCACCCUGCCAAAAAAAAAAAAAAAGUAACCAUUUGGGACCACAGCCUGCUGCAAACGGCUGCCAUGGCUAGCAAAAGAAAGUCAACAACUCCCUGUAUGGUGCGAACUUCUGAAGUGGUGGAACAGGAAGUCACGGAGCGCGUAGAAACUCCUAAAGAGAAGGGGGCUGGCACACCGCAGCAGGACGCUAAAAAAACUUGGCCUUCAGAAAGCUCGGUAAAAGAUUGUGAAGUGGUCGAGGCAAAGCCCCCAGCUGAAAAUCAGUCUAAGAAACCCCAGGGCGGUUAUGAGUGUAAAUACUGCCCUUACUCUACACAAAACUUAAAUGAAUUUACAGAGCAUGUUGACACUCAGCAUCCAAAUGUCAUUCUCAACCCCCUGUAUGUCUGUGCCGAAUGCAAUUUCACAACCAAAAAAUAUGAUUCUUUAUCUGACCACAACACAAAAUACCACCCGGGAGAGAGUAACUUUAAACUGAAAUUAAUUAAACGGAAUAACCAGACUGUUUUAGAGCAGUCCAUUGAGACCACCACUAACGAUGUCACUGUCACGAGCAGUGGGCUAGAAAAUGCAGAGUGUGAGGAUUCGCUUCAUGGGGGAAUUAGUGUGAGUAAAACACCGAUGAUGAAGUUGGGAAAGCCUAAAGGGGAAACCAAGAAGGGUCCCAAAAAGCCAGAAGAGGGAGUUACGGAAAACCACGUGGAUGGUGCUCUCCCCCGCAUCAUAACUGAAGCCACUGAAGCUAUUGCUUGUAUAAACGGAGACCUCCUCCAUGACGUGUUAGCUCAUGUUAUGCCCUCUGUACAGCUACCACCAAAUAUUAACCUUGUCCCCAAGGUCCCGGUACCUCUGAAUAGUACCAAAUACAACUCUGCACUGGACACUAACGCAACCAUGAUCAACUCCUUUAAUAAAUUCCCUUACCCAACGCAAGCAGAAUUGUCAUGGUUGACAGCAGCCUCAAAACAUCCAGAAGAACAGAUCCGAAUCUGGUUUGCUACGCAACGUUUGAAGCAUGGCAUCAGUUGGUCUCCCGAAGAAGUGGAGGAGGCGAGAAAGAAGAUGUUCAACGGUACUAUCCAGGCAGUUCCCCAAACCAUCACCGUCCUGCCAGCUCCUUUAGCAACGGCAAAAAUCCCCCCUCCCAUCAUCCAAACAGCUUUGCCCUGUCAGAUACUGGGCCAGACUGGUCUGGUUUUAACCCCUGUGUCAAACGGUUCAGCAGUUUCCUGUUCACCAAUUACGCUUGCUGUUGCCCCAAACCAGGGACAAAAGAGGACAAUACAGACCCUAGCAAGUGUUCCGGAGGCCAAACGUCCUCACGUAGUUCAGGUGCCCGAGAGUCCUGCCAAGCUGACUGCCGUACCGCUGACGCCAGCCAGCGAGCGAAAAAAGACGAAGGAGCAGAUAGCAGAGCUGAAGGCCAGCUUCAUAGCAAGCCAGUUUCCCGACGACACAGAAGUCUACCGGCUGAUAGAGGCAACGGGUCUCUCCCGGAGUGAGAUCAAGAAGUGGUUCAGCGACCACAGGUAUCGAAGUCAGAGGGGCAUUGUGCACGUCACCGGCGAUGCUUUAGGGAAAGAUCAAAUAGCACCUUCACUGGGUCGGCAUGGCCGCUCAUUCCACCCAUAUGCAGAUUUUGCACCCCAGAAGUUCAAAGAGAAAACCCAAGAGCAGCUUAGGGCCCUUGAGGAGAGCUUCCUACGAUGCUCUUUUCCGACCCAAGGAGAAUUGGACAGGCUUCGAGUGGAGACUAAGCUGAGCAGGAGGGAGAUUGAUUCGUGGUUCUCUGAGCGGAGAAAGAUAAGGGACAGCAUGGAGCAAGCUGUCUUGGACUCAAUGGGAUCAUACAGAAAAAUUAAAGAACAAGGAACUCCCAACGGUGCAAUAAGCCAAGCAGAACUGCUGAAUAGCUCCCAGCUCCCCGGUGCUUUGUCUGGGUCCUCUGCCACAUUUAAGAAAACCCAGGAGCAGAUUCAUCUACUGAAAAGCACAUUUGCAAGAACUCAGUGGCCAUCACCCCAGGAGUAUGACCAGUUAGCAUCUCAGACUGGGCUCACAAGAACUGAAAUAGUUCGCUGGUUCAAGGAAAACCGGUCUUCGUUAAGAACGGGGUCGCUUAAAUGGAUUGACCAGUACCAGCAGCAGUACGCUGUUGAUGGCCAUCACGAGCAAAACCAGAAAAAGGGAUCAAAACUCACUGAGAGUCCAAAGAAUGGUAACGAGGUGUCUCGGCAGCAUUACCAGGAGCAUAAAAAGCUGAACGAAGAGAACGCGGGGAAAAUGGUGGUGAGAGCAAAAAGGGACUGCGAGCCAUUGAAAGACUCUUUGUUGGGGAACCAAGCGGAGGGUGCGGAGAGGCUGGAGUGCAACAGCCACGACGGCCACGGCAGCGAGGAGAACGAGGAGCCGGCCGAGGUCAACUGGGUGGAGGUGACAGUGGGCGAGGACGACGCCGCAUCGGACUGUACGGACAGCUGGAGCCAGGCGGCGCCCGAAGGCCAGGCGGAGCUGGCGGACUUUGACUCUGAAAGUAUAUCUGGAGACAAUGCCCACGUAUAGACAGGGGUACUCAUCAGCUGCACUGUCCUGACAAUGAAGGGGAAUUCUGCCUGAAAAUAGAACAGAAGUCUAUUUUCCUGCCUGGGGUGAGAUAGCGUGUUGCGACUCCAAGUCUCAAACCGUGCUCGCGGAGGCACAGUGAGAAAUACUCUUGUGGAGCACCGUCAUGGGGUUGUUUAUAGUGCCAAAGUCCUACUACUGCAUUGAAAAGGAAAAGGAAGAAAGAAAAAAGGGUCCUUGUACAUAGGGUUCUCCUUCGCUUUUCUCCCACCCACUUUCCUGCCCAUCCUCUUCCUGUACUGGAACAGAUUUGUACGACGUGGAAAUUUUGUUAACUUUUUAAUAGGUGCGAGUUAUUCUUGCAUAUAAUGCCAUGGCAAAAUUUUAGGGUUGGUUUUGGGGGAGGGAGGUGUCUUUUGUGGGGAGGGGGGAGAGGAGAUUUUUUUUCCGAAUCACUGAAUCACAAAACAGCUGAGGUUGGCAGGGCCCCCUGGGGUCCACCUGGUCCCCCCCUGCUCAAGCAGGGACGCCCAGAGCAGGGUGCCCAGGGCCACGUCCAGGUGGCUUUUGAAGAUCUCCAAGGGAGACCCUACAACCUCUCAGAAGUGUUUGAAGAAAGAUUUGCAAUUUUUGGAAUCUCUUUGGUGCCGAUCGACAUCCGAUCCCAGAUUCCCACCCCAGCAGCCGUUUACAUUUCAGCCCACGCAAUGCAGUUUGGGUUUGGGGAGGGGAGGGGCGGUCUGCCUUGGUUGGGGCUUUGGUUUUUUUUUCCCUGUUGUUUUGACUUUUUUGUUUUGUUUUAUGGCCAUCUUCUACUGGUUGAAAUAUUUAAAUCUCUGCUUUCCUGUGCUCCUAUGAAGCAAGUCUUCUCCAGCUCCUGUACUUCACUUUCCACAAACGAGGCCAGACCGUGGGUCUCUGACGAUCUUUGCUACAAUGCCUUUUUUUUUUUUUUUUUCCUGUUUGUUUGGUUUUAGCACUUUUUGUUUGAACACGCAACCCCCGGAGGGGUUGGAGUGAGAAAAUGAAGAUGCUUCGUAAUCUGAACUUGUUUGCGUUUCUUGGGCUGGUACAAGGAUGGACAGCAUAAACACGAGCCUGUCCGCCAGCUUUAGAUGUUGCAGCGCACAACAGAAAUUUCUGAUUAACCCUUGCCACUAAAUUUUUAGAUCAGUUCUAGAUUCCUGAGUGCACUUUUUUUCAAGUACUGCUCAUUUUCCUUUGUGCGGGGUGUCUGUAUGUGCGGGUGUGAGGAGGAAGAAGAGGAGGGAGAGCAGGAGCGUGCGUGCGGGUGCUGGAGCGGGUGCAGGAGCCGGCCGCUCGGUUACUCGGACCAGCUGCGUUUUGAAACCUUACCCAUAUUUCAGUACACUGCACAAACACAAUGCUAGGGAGUUUGAAUAAAUCCAAUUUUUCUAACUUGUUGCUCAUUUGUUGUAACUCAAUAAAACAAAAGCUAGACAUUUUGGUAACCUU
This is a messenger RNA of Cygnus atratus (black swan), 5565 nucleotides long. It is a transcript of the gene ZHX2, whose product is annotated as zinc fingers and homeoboxes 2. The coding region runs from base 1591 to 4089 and encodes 832 amino acids. The record is from RefSeq and is a predicted model, not a curated record. NCBI's taxonomy places the organism in Eukaryota, Metazoa, Chordata, Aves, Anseriformes, Anatidae. Gene Ontology annotation, molecular function: DNA binding; DNA-binding transcription factor activity, RNA polymerase II-specific. Gene Ontology annotation, cellular component: nucleus. Gene Ontology annotation, biological process: regulation of transcription by RNA polymerase II. The transcript is spliced from 7 exons.